This is a messenger RNA of Hyaloperonospora brassicae, 2181 nucleotides long. The record is from the annotation of a GenBank genome assembly. NCBI's taxonomy places the organism in Eukaryota, Oomycota, Peronosporomycetes, Peronosporales, Peronosporaceae.
AUGAGCGCCCGCAAGCGCACGCUCACCCUCAGCGCCGGCGCUUCUCCUCCUCCUCCUCAACCGCCCACGAAGCGCAAGAGCCGCUUCUCUGACGCGCCGCCGCUGCCCGCGAAUGGCUCCGCCGCCAGCAGCAGCAGCAGCAGCGACGUGAACCCCCUCACUGGACUGCCGUUCUCGGCGCGGUACCAGACGCUCCUCGCGCAGCGGCAGCAGCUGCCCGUGCACCGGUUCCUCGAGCAGAUCCAAGCGGCCGUCCAGCAGCAUCAGGUGAUUGUCGUCGAGGGCGAAACGGGCAGCGGAAAGACGACGCAGAUCCCGCAGUUCCUUACGUUGCUGCAGGCGGCAAAGCCCCUCAUGGUCGCGUGCACCCAACCGCGACGCGUUGCGGCCACGAGCAUUGCCAAGCGCGUCGCCGAAGAAAUGGACGUGCAAUUGGGGUCGGAAGUGGGGUACACGAUCCGCUUCGAGGACGUGAGUGGCCCGCGCACGAAGCUGCGCUUCUUGACGGACGGUAUGUUGCUGCAACACGCCAUGAGCGACCCGCUGCUGUCGGCGUACUCGACGAUUGUGCUCGACGAGGCGCACGAGCGCACGCUGAGCACAGACAUUCUCUUUGGACUGCUGAAGGAAGUGCUGCCGAAACGGCGCGACCUGAAAGUCGUCGUCAUGAGCGCGACGCUCGACGCCGUCAAGUUCCAGACGUACUUUGAAGACGCGCCGCUGAUUGCCAUUCCCGGCCGCACGUUCCCCGUCGAGAUCUUCUACACGCCCGAACCCGAGCGCGACUACCUCGACGCCGCGGUGCGCACGGCCGUGCAGAUCCACAUUUGCGAAGAAGAAGGGGACGUGCUGCUCUUCCUCACGGGCCAAGAGGAGAUUGAAAACGCCUGUCGUGACAUUCGCGCGCAAGCCGACGCGCUGGACGCGGCCAAGUACGGCCCUCUGGACGUCUACCCCCUGUACUCGUCGCUCACGCCGCACCAGCAGCAGCUCAUCUUUAAGCCUGCGCCCGAGCCACGCUUCCCAGGCGGCCCGAAAGGCCGGAAGAUUGUCGUGUCGACGAACGUGGCCGAAACGUCGCUGACCAUUGACGGUAUCGUGUACGUGAUUGACCCGGGCUUCUCCAAGCAAAAGGUGUACAAUCCGCGCAUUCGAGUCGAGUCGCUCCUCGUGUCUCCGAUCUCACGUGCGUCAGCCAAACAGCGUUCCGGUCGAGCUGGUCGUACGCGACCGGGCAAGUGCUUUCGCCUCUACACGGAGCAAUCGUUCCUGAAGGACUUGGAAGAGCAGACGUACCCGGAGAUUCUGUGCUCGGAGAUGAGCGGCGUCGUGCUCACCCUCAAGCAGCUGGGCAUUGACGACCUGGUGCACUUUGAUUUCAUGGACCCACCAGCUCCCGAAACGUUGAUGCGUGCGUUGGAAAUGCUCAACUACCUCGGCGCGUUGAGUGACGAGGGGGACCUCACGGAGCUCGGCCGUCAGAUGGCCAUGUUACCUGUGCUCCCGCAGCUGGCAAAAAUGCUGAUCUCGUCCGUAAAGUAUCAAGUGCCGCAGGAAGUGGCUACGAUUGUGGCCAUGCUGUCUGUCCAGGAGCCUUUCAUUCGUCCAAAGCACGACGCCAAGGCCGCGAAUGAAGCCAAAGCAAACUUUGCGCACGCAGAUGGCGACCACCUCACGCUGUUGAACGUUUUUCACGCGUACAAACUGAACAAUGGCGAUGCAAAUUGGUGCUACGAGAACUAUUUGAACAACCGGUCGCUGCAGAGUGCGUCGAACGUGCGCGACCAGCUGAUCCGAAACAUGAUACGACUGGAAAUGCCGACGCAGUCCACGCUGGACAUCCAUUCUGCCCACUACUACCCGAACAUCAUCAAAGCACUGGUGUCGGGGUUUUUCAUGCAGGUGGCUCACAAAGAGGCCGACGGACGCUUUAUGACUGUGAAGGACAACCAGUUCGUGCACCUGCACCCUUCGUGUGUACUCGACCAGAAGCCCGACUGGGUCGUCUACAACGAGUUUGUGCUCACGAGUCGCAACUAUAUUCGCUUGAACACCCGCGUUAGAGGCGAGUGGCUUGUGGACAUUGCGCCUCAUUACUUCGACCUGACCAACUUCCCACCUGGUGAGGCCAAGCGGGAGCUUGAGGCGCUGUAUCGCCGCAUGAAUGCCUCGAAAAGAUAG